AUGACCACAACAAAUCAGGAUAGUAAGAAAAGAAAAAUUUCUGAGGAAAGUGGCGAGACGUUCCAUGAGAACAAGAGACCUUACACAGAUGAAAACUUUAUUGACCUUGAGCAAGAUGAAACUCUGGAAGGAAAUGCUACCGAGAUGGUUAUCGAUCCUUCUUCAUUCAGAAGUUCCGAAAACUACUUAAAGUGGCAAACUACUAUAUCUAAUGUUGUCAAAUCAGUCGUAUCAAUCCAUUUUGCGCAAGUUGCCCCAUUCGAUUGUGACCCUGCCUUAGUCUCCGAAGCAACAGGUUUUGUUGUCGAUGCUGAACUAGGGAUUAUUUUAACUAACAGGCAUGUUGUUGGUCCAGGUCCAUUUGUUGGAUAUGUUGUUUUUGAUAACCAUGAAGAAUGUGAUGUCAUUCCUAUUUAUAGAGAUCCUGUACACGAUUUUGGAUUCUUGAAGUUCGACCCUUCAAAGAUAAAGUAUACCGAAGUACAAUCAUUGAAAUUAAUGCCUUCAUUAGCUAAAGUAGGUUCCGAAAUUAGAGUUGUUGGUAAUGAUGCUGGUGAAAAAUUAAGUAUCCUUGCUGGUUUCAUUAGUAGAUUGGAUAGAAACGCCCCAGAUUAUGGUGACUUGACAUACAAUGAUUUCAAUACAGAAUAUAUUCAAGCUGCAGCUUCUGCAUCUGGUGGGUCUAGUGGUUCUCCUGUUGUAAAUAUAGAUGGUUAUGCCGUAGCUUUGCAAGCUGGUGGUUCCACAGAGGCCUCCACAGAUUUCUUUCUUCCUCUAAAUAGAAUACUAAGAGCGUUGAAAUGCCUUCAGAAGAAGGAAUUAAUCACUCGUGGUACCAUCCAGGUACAAUGGUUAUUGAAACCUUACGACGAGUGUAGAAGAUUAGGUUUAACACCAGAGAGUGAGACUAGAGCUAGAAAACUGUUCCCAGAGAAUAUUGGUCUGUUAGUUGCAGAGACAAUAUUGAGAGAAGGACCUGGUGAUUUAGGUGGGAUUAAAGAAGGUGAUACGUUAAUUUCCAUAAAUGGUACUGAUAUUUAUUCAUUUAUUCAGGUCGACGAUAUCUUUGAUACCAGCAUAGAUGAAGAAGUUACAUUAGUUGUGCAACGUGGUGGUAUCAAUCACACAAUUGUGAUCAGAAUACAAGAUCUACAUUCCAUUACACCAGCACGUUACGUUGAAGUUUGUGGUGCAACAGCCAACGAUUUAUCUUAUCAGAUGGCUCGUUGUUAUGCACUUCCAGUUAAAGGUGUAUUUUUAAGUAGUGCCACCGGCUCAUUUAAUUUUGACACCAAAGAAAAAGUGGGUUGGAUGCUAGAUUCUAUUGAUAAUGUAGAGACGCCCAACUUAGAUACAUUUAUUGAGGUUAUGAAAGGCAUUCCUGAUCGUUCAAGAGUUACAGUGAGAUACCAUCACUUAACUGAUCAUCACUCCCCUCACGUCACUUCCAUAUAUAUCGACCGCCACUGGUGUAGUGAAUUCAGACUAUAUGAGCGUAAUGAUAAGACAGGGUUAUGGGAUUACCAAAAUAUAUCCAAACCAUUGCCACCAAUUAAACUCGAACCACAGUCGGCACGUUUUAUUGAUAUUCCAAGUGAAAAUUCUGACAUGGCAAAACUUUCUCAUUCCCUAUGUAUGGUAUCCACAGUUGCAGCCAUUCCAUUGGAUUCUUUGUCGGCUGAUUCCCUGAAGACAUCAGGUCUAAUUAUCGAUGCUGAAAGAGGUUACGUAAUUGUAUCCAGAAGAAUUGUUCCUCAUGAUUGUUUAGAUUGUUUCGUGACCAUUGCUGAUUCGGUUAUUGUCCCAGCAACAGUCGAAUUUUUACAUCCAACUCAAAAUUAUGCCAUUGUGAAGUAUGAUCCUAAACUGGUCAAUGCUGAUACAAUUACUCCAAAAUUGUCUUCUACUCCAAUGAAACGUGGUGAUAAAGCUCAUUUUGUUGGCUUUACUCAGAAUAAUAGAUUAGUAUCCGCAGAAACUAAUGUUACUGACAUAUCAUCCGUCAGUAUUCCCAGUAAUAUCAUUCCAAGGUAUAGGGCUACAAACUUAGAGGCAAUCUCUAUUGAUUGUAAUAUUAGUACAAGAUGUAAUUCUGGUAUCCUAACUGAUUCCGAUGGUACUGUUAGGGCUCUAUGGUUGUCGUUUUUAGGAGAAAGACAAGAGAACAAAGAAAAGGUAUAUUUAAUGGGUCUUGAUAUUACCACCUGCUUGACCGUUAUUGAUAUCUUAAAGGAAGGUAAAAAGCCAGUUAUGAAUAUCAUUGAUGCCGGUUUUGGAUCAAUUUCCAUUCUGAAUGCUAGAAUUAGAGGGGUCCCUGAACAAUGGAUUAAGUCUAUGGAAAAAGAAUCCAGUAAUAGAUUACAAUUUAUGACUGUUUCAAGAGUGUCAUGUACUUCAGAAAAUAUUAAAUUAGAGACCGGUGAUGUUAUUCUUUCCGUUAAUAACAAACUUGUAACAGAAAUGGACCAAUUAACAGGUGUUGUUUCUUCCGCUGACACACACGAUGAUGCUCAGACUCUAAACUUUAAGGUAGUACGUGAUGGUGCAGUUAUCGAUUUGGAUAUUAAGACAGUGAAUGUCAAUGAAACAGACAGUAUUCUAAUCUUUGCUGGUUGUAUUUUACAGGAACCACAUCAUGCUGUUCGUCAAGCAAUGACUGAUAUACCAAAGGGUGUCUAUUGUACAUUUAGAGGUGAAUCAUCGCCAGCAACCCAAUAUGGUAUUUCUGCUACUAAUUUUAUUACUCAUGUUAAUGAAAUAGAAACCUCAAAUUUAUCGACAUUUUUAAGCGUUGUUAAACAAAUACCUGACAAUAGUUAUUGUAAAAUGAGAUUAAUGACAUUUGAUAAUGUGCCAUUUGCUAUUUCUCUGAAAACAAAUUACCAUUAUUUCCCUACCGCAUCUCUACAAAAGGACAAAUCAUCUGGUAAAUGGAUAGAAGCUGAAUACAAUGCUAAUGGGGAAAAAACAGUAAUAUAA
This is a messenger RNA of Maudiozyma barnettii, 2979 nucleotides long. It is a transcript of the gene NMA111, whose product is annotated as Nma111p. Gene Ontology annotation, molecular function: serine-type endopeptidase activity; protein binding. Bases 1 to 2979 code for a protein of 992 amino acids. The record is from RefSeq and is a predicted model, not a curated record. Gene Ontology annotation, biological process: proteolysis. The transcript has a single exon. NCBI's taxonomy places the organism in Eukaryota, Fungi, Ascomycota, Saccharomycetes, Saccharomycetales, Saccharomycetaceae.